AUUGGUGUGUCCACAGUGCGACAGCAUGCAGACAUCUGCCUGUUCAACACGGCGCAGUACAAGUGUCCGGUGGCCACCGAGGAGUCCGAUGACGUCGUCGCUGCCAGUUCGACCUUCUGCAAAGUGUUCACUCUCACUCCGUUCCUGGCGAACAACCGAGAGAAACGAGGCCUCGCUCUGGACGGGAAACUGAAGCACGAGGACACCAACCUGGCCUCCAGCACACUGUUGAGAGAAGGAGCCAAUAAGGAGAUCCUCGGCAUCAUCGUGUCCUACAAAGUCAAAGUGAAGCUGGUCGUGUCUCGAGGCGGGAUCCUGGGAGAUCUGGCAACGAGCGACGUCUCUGUCGAGCUGCCGUUCACGUUGAUGCACCCGAAGCCGCCGGAGGAAUCCUUCUGCAGGGACGCUGCAGAUGAAGCUCCGAUCGACACCAACCUCAUCCAGUUCGACACUAAGUAA
This is a messenger RNA of Etheostoma cragini (Arkansas darter), 459 nucleotides long. Its product is annotated as beta-arrestin-1-like. The annotation marks the transcript as partial. NCBI's taxonomy places the organism in Eukaryota, Metazoa, Chordata, Actinopteri, Perciformes, Percidae. The record is from RefSeq and is a predicted model, not a curated record. Gene Ontology annotation, biological process: visual perception; G protein-coupled receptor internalization; signal transduction. Gene Ontology annotation, molecular function: G protein-coupled receptor binding. The transcript is spliced from 6 exons.